AUGUUCAAGAAAGACAAACACCGGCCAGAAAACACUCCGCCUUCAGUUCCUACUGGAGUUUUUACUUCAUAUAUACCACAAGUAAGAAACCACAUACCUUCACCUAUACCAUCAAACUAUGGAGGAGCAAAUGGGGAAGUAGCUACUGCGCUCCCGCAAUCAACGACGACGGCAUCAGAAACACCGCCAUCUGACACGUCAGGCAUAUUUACUGGUCUCUAUAGACACCAAAAUGCUGCUACGACUCCAAACUCAUCAUCGUCGUCAACACUUUCGGCUUCAACACGACAUCCAAAACCAACUGUUUCUUUCUCAACGCUGCACCCAUCUGCACUGCAAGCGGCAUAUGAACAAGGAGCACAAUCGGCCAUCACAGCAGCGACUCAAAUUGAAGCUGAUAAGCUGGAAGCAAGAAAUAUUAUUGCAAACUAUGCAGUUGAACCACUCGAAAUGUUGCAUCUUGUCGAUCGUUGGCUCCAACAACUCCUUGAUGAAUUCUUCCAACAACGUGAUCAGUUCAAACAUACAUUAUAUGAAAAAUGGGAAAAUCAAGAACUAACCAAUAUUAUAUAUGAUAACAAUGAUCGAAUACGUAAAAUCGAUGCCGUAUACAAGGAACUUGAAAAAGCACGCGAUACCCUAUUCUCAUGUGAAGCAUUUGACGAGCUGAGUAGUUAUUUACGGAAAACUGAUGAUGGUGAAACAGAUGAAAUGAAAGAAAAAGUUAACAUAUUAGCUGAACAUUAUUCAAAAAUUUUACAAUGUUUGCAAUUUGUUGAUAAAGAAACCCAAACCGUUGGUGAUGAUAAUUCUAUCAGUGAUAUAAAGACGAAUUUAUUGAAACUGAAAGAACUGAAUAACAAACAAUCACAUACAAUCUGUAUUGUCGGCUUAGAAAAGGCGGGGAAAUCAACAUUUAUUAAUGCACUUCUCGGCUUUGAACUCCUGCCAGCGGCGGUUGAACGUUGUACACAAAUACGGACCGUCCUCAAACCACCUCUUGAAGGUGGUAAUCAACAGCUGUUUGCCACAGUCAAGUUCUAUGAUGAUCAGGAAUUUCGUGUAUUCUUUGAUAAAAUGACAGAGAAAACAGAUGAAAAUCAACAACAAUUGCAACAACGUAAAGAACAAGUGGUUCAAGAACGAGAAGUUUUGAAAGCAAAGUUUCCAGAAGAACAUUUUCAUAUCCAUGGUCAAAGUGGUGUAGAGAGAGAACGUACGGAUAUUAUUAAACGUUUACAUGAUUAUAUAACUGGAGAAUUGUAUGUUAAUAUUAUAAAAGAAAUUACAAUUUACACGGAUAAACUGCCAGGUAAAAACUACGAACUCCUCGACGUUCCUGGUUUUGAUUCCCCAAUCAAAGAACAUCGUGAUGCCGGUCUACAAGCGAUAAAAUCAGCUGACGCUUUUCUCUUUCUUACUAACGGUCAACAGCCAAGUCUGACUGAACCACAGAUUCGUCUUCUCAACGCAAUUCAAAAAAAUCAUUUUGAAGCAAUGCAACGCGCAUUCGGUAUCAUCACCAAACUUGACCUCUGUCAAACUCUAGCAAAGUAUCAAGAACACUAUGAAAAAGCGUCUACUGAACUCAAGUAUAAAUAUUUUAAACCAGAACAUAUUUAUGCUGCCUGUGCGCGUAUACAAAUUUUGGAUGAAAAUACGGAGGAAUUUCGUGUUAUCGCUAGUAAACUACACAGUUUCGGUGAUGAUUUGGAACAAGGAUUUGAACGAAGUAAAGAAGGUCUCAAUAGAUUUAUUGAAUAUGAACUACCGAAAACACAUUUGAGACAGCUGGUUGAUUUAGGAAGAACGCGAUUGGGUCGAUAUGUGUUGGAACGGCUUGCCAAAAUCAAAGAAAAAGAGCUCUUGCCACAGAAUCCGUCUAUGAUGCCAAUUGAUGAGUUUAUUAAACAGCAAAAUAAGGCAAAUUGGGAUCAAGUUUACUACGAAAAUAUCUUUCAGCCUGUCUUCGCCAAAGCAAACUACUGGCAUGCAAUAAUCGUCACCAAAGAACGUACAAAAUUUAUCGAUGAUGCUAAAAGAAAAUUUCAUGAUUUGUUUCUCGACCUUACCAAAGAUUUUCUUAAAUGUACACAUCAAAUUGAACAACUGAUGUUUGAAGCACAUGGCUUCACAAAACUUCAGUUGAAUGCACAUCCAACGGAUAAUUCUGUACGUGAAAAGCUAAGUAUUGAACUGGAAAAAAUUGUUGAUCAAACAUCAGACACUCUUGCAAAACAUUUCUAUCAUCAGUAUAUCUGUGAACUAGAAAAUAUUCUCAAUGAUAUUUGUCCGCAAUUGAAAGAUUUAUAUCGUACAAAGUUAACACUGGAAAAGUGUACAAAUGAAACACAUGCAUUGAUUUUAAGAGUUUGUCGUCCAGUGAUUAUGGCAACUCUGAGAUUUUCACAUUUAGAUUUGAGCGUUAAACAAGACGCAAUUAGGGAAUUGAUCUAUAUUGCGCCGACUGUAGCGUUCAAUAUAGUAAAUACUUUCGAUCGAGAUGGUAGUGGAAUACUUGGUACGGCAAUACCUGAAUCAGUACACGUAUUGGCUGGUGGAAGUCAAAUGACAACGUCGAUUAUUAAAACACUUUUCAAGUAA
This is a messenger RNA of Rotaria socialis, 2604 nucleotides long. Lineage: Eukaryota; Metazoa; Rotifera; Eurotatoria; Philodinida; Philodinidae. The record is from the annotation of a GenBank genome assembly.